Messenger RNA from Cricetulus griseus (Chinese hamster), 2844 nucleotides. The record is from RefSeq and is a predicted model, not a curated record. NCBI's taxonomy places the organism in Eukaryota, Metazoa, Chordata, Mammalia, Rodentia, Cricetidae.
AUGCGCUCUAGGCAGCAGGGCGGAAGCGCCGUGAACAGCCGCGCUCUGACGCGAGGCCCCGCCCCUCGGCGCGCAAAUUAUACUCGGGACUUGAUCUUCAACCAUAUUUCCCAUUUUUUUCCCCAGGACUUCCCCAUACUAUGUCAGACGUGUCUUGGAGAAAACCCUUAUAUACGAAUGACCAAAGAAAAAUACGGAAAAGAAUGCAAAAUCUGUGCCAGACCAUUCACAGUGUUUCGUUGGUGCCCCGGGGUCCGCAUGCGCUUCAAGAAGACUGAAGUGUGUCAAACCUGCAGUAAAUUGAAGAAUGUUUGUCAGACCUGCCUAUUAGACCUAGAGUAUGGCCUACCCAUCCAAGUUCGUGAUGCAGGAUUGUCAUUUAAAGAUGACAUGCCCAAAUCAGAUGUCAACAAAGAAUAUUACACACAAAAUAUGGAAAGAGAAAUUUCUAACUCUGAUGGAACACGACCAGUUGGCAUGCUGGGAAAAGCUACAUCUACCAGUGACAUGCUGCUCAAAUUGGCCCGGACCACACCAUACUACAAAAGGAAUCGGCCUCACAUUUGUUCCUUCUGGGUGAAAGGAGAAUGUAAGAGAGGAGAGGAGUGUCCAUACAGACACGAGAAGCCUACCGAUCCAGAUGACCCCCUUGCUGAUCAGAAUAUAAAAGACCGGUACUAUGGAAUUAAUGACCCUGUAGCCGAUAAGCUUCUAAAGCGGGCUUCAACUAUGCCUCGUCUAGACCCACCAGAGGAUAAGACCAUCACCACUCUUUAUGUGGGUGGUCUGGGAGACACCAUUACUGAAACAGAUCUCAGAAAUCACUUCUACCAGUUCGGCGAGAUCCGAACAAUCACUGUUGUGCAGAGGCAGCAGUGUGCCUUUAUCCAGUUUGCCACCAGGCAGGCUGCUGAGGUGGCUGCUGAGAAGUCCUUUAACAAGCUCAUCGUGAAUGGCCGCAGACUCAAUGUGAAAUGGGGAAGAUCCCAAGCAGCCAGAGGCAAAGAAAAGGAGAAGGAUGGAACCACAGACUCUGGGAUCAAGCUAGAGCCUGUACCAGGACUUCCUGGGGCUCUACCUCCUCCUCCUGCUGCAGAAGAGGAGGCAUCUGCCAACUACUUCAACCUGCCCCCAAGUGGCCCUCCAGCAGUGGUGAACAUUGCCCUGCCCCCACCCCCUGGGAUCGNNNUCUCUUCCACAUCAGGUUUUGGACCACAUAUGUUCCACCCAAUGGGACCGCCACCUCCUUUCAUGAGAGCUCCAGGACCAAUCCACUACCCUUCUCAGGACCCUCAGAGGAUGGGAGCUCAUGCUGGAAAACACAGCAGCCCCUAGCACAACAUCACCACUCAGGAGCUCUGAGGAAGAAAGGGCGCUCUAAAAUCCCAGUAAAUGAAUCCUGGGAUACGUAUACUUUUCCUUGCUUUGUAGUUUCCAUGGUAGCUGAAUGUGUUCGGAUGUGGGCAGUCAGAGAACACAGCUAUGCUUCCCCACAUGUGUCAGAGGAUCAGUGGGCCCAAAACAAGCUGCUAUGAACACAGCUGCCACCACCGCCCGGCCAGUACCCAGCCUUUUUAAUACUAAAAAGUUGGUAAUAGGGUUGAAAUAAGAACAGACAGAAAGCUGAAUAUAGUGGUGCGCACCUUUAAUCUCAGCACUCAAGAGACAGAAGCAAGCAGAUUUCUUAUGAGUUUGAGGCCAGCCAGGGCUACAUAGUGAAUUCCAAGACAUACUGAGACCCUGUCUUUAAAAAAAAAAAAAAAAAUUUAUAGUCUUGUCUGUGACUUUUAAUAAAUGGUCAUUUUAAGUGUUGUUCUUACACAAGCCAUUGUAAAAGAAACAGCAAAACCAAAGUGCGUCUGAUGCCAUUUUUUAGCUAAAAUCUGUACUUCAGAACUUGGAAAUCAGGGAUUAAGUGGUUUCCCCCUUUUCCAGUCACCCAGAUCCCCAGCUAGUUGGACAGUGUCAUCCACACUACAGAAAGGUCUUCUCUUAGCUCACUGACCUGCACCUGAGGCUUCUCUGGAAACCGUCACAGGCACCUGUCACAGGCCAGAAGUGUCUGCCCAGGUUCUGUGUGCUCCCUCUGCAGCCAGGCUCAGAUGAACCAACGCAUGGCUUGUUUGCCAUUGCUGCUACAAAGUGUUGCUAGUUCUGAGCUGCAUUUCAUUCUGUGUAUCUUUUCUCAUACUUUCCAUCUUUUUUACCUCUGGAAUACACAUGGGAGCUUGUUGUUUUUCAUGUGUAACGUAAUGGAUUUAUCUGUAAUAUGUAUUUAACUUCUCAAAUUUUUGUUGUCUCUGGGGACUGAAAGUAACUUUAAAGAAGGGAUCUUCGUAAUGGAAUGUAUGCAGAAAAGUGCAUAAGACACAGAUGAACAACCAACUUAAACUAUUUUAAUAGACAUCUGUGUAGCAGUCAGCCAGGUCUAGAAGUAGAGAACCUCCAGUCAUCCCAGAAAUAUUUGUGAUCUAAUCACUCACAUCCACAAACCCUUCCCUCCAGAGACACCACUAUUUUAUGUUGUUUCUGUGAGUAGUAACCAUACAGGUGUUUGUUUGACUUGCCUUGCUCAUCACUAUGCUUCUGAAAGAUGCCCAUGUGCUACAUCUAACUAGUUCAUGAUCAUUGCUGCUAACUUUAUCCAUCAGGUUUCUCUAUAUUUUGUUGGCUAGUCUUGGUACUUUAUGUUAAGAAAAGGAGACAAAAUUAGAGAUUUGUAUGAAGGACUUGCUAGGUUCCCAAAUUACAUGAAAUGUUUAUUUGCAUUUUCAGGAUCCAAAAUAUCCUUGUUGAAUAACUAACAGCACACAUAGUAUGGUUCCAUUAAAGACCAAUGGUUUA